Python bivittatus (Burmese python) is the source of this 531-nucleotide messenger RNA. The record is from RefSeq and is a predicted model, not a curated record. NCBI's taxonomy places the organism in Eukaryota, Metazoa, Chordata, Lepidosauria, Squamata, Pythonidae.
AUGAGAUUUGUGCUCCAGCUUUUAGCCAAAUAUUUGUACGUAUUAUAUCAUGCGGUCAACCCAAGUUUUUCACUGCCAGUGCUAGAAGUUCAAAAUGAAUCACACGUGGUUCCUAUUAAGCCAAGGACAAAACCAGAAGCCAUAUCUGAGCAGGUGGUAAACUUCUUCCAUCCUGUGACAUGUUGGCCCAAAGGAAAUCAGGGAGCGGUGGCUUGCAAAGCUGGAGAUUAUAUCAACAAGACAUUGUGCCUAGAACACAAAUGUUGUGUUUCUUCCAUAAAACUUAUUCGGUUGGACUGCUAUACUCCAUUUGAAGACCGUCCUCAACAGAUUUUGAGAAUAUUUGGCGUUGGAAUUGGAGGAACGAUGAUUGUUGCAUGUCUUCCAUUUUGCUGUUUCAUAGUAGAGAGAAGCCCGUGUGCGAAUCCUUUGCGUAGAGCCCCCAAAGAAGAUGACACUGAAGAAGAAAGUGAGGACAGUGAGGACACUGAAGACACCGAGGAGAGCAGCGAUAGCCAGUCUGCAGAUUGA